Sugiyamaella lignohabitans is the source of this 1461-nucleotide messenger RNA. RefSeq names its product Transcriptional activator. Gene Ontology annotation, cellular component: transcription regulator complex. Gene Ontology annotation, biological process: regulation of transcription by RNA polymerase II. The transcript has a single exon. NCBI's taxonomy places the organism in Eukaryota, Fungi, Ascomycota, Dipodascomycetes, Dipodascales, Trichomonascaceae. The record is from RefSeq and is a predicted model, not a curated record. Gene Ontology annotation, molecular function: RNA polymerase II cis-regulatory region sequence-specific DNA binding; DNA-binding transcription factor activity, RNA polymerase II-specific. Bases 1 to 1461 code for a protein of 486 amino acids.
AUGAUGUUCACGAAACAACAAAAUAAGCUUGAUGAAGGAUAUGUUACAAUAAUUAAAAGAGAGGACGAAGACUAUGGCAGUUAUUAUCCGAAAGAUUGGUCAAAAGAUAGAGCGAAUAAUAAUAACGAGAUGAUAUUCCCUUCAGCUGGUGGUUUAUUUGAUAGAAUGUAUGGGUUUGACGAUAUAAAGGUUUCCCCUAGUAGUAUAGGUGGUUUUGGCAAUAACAGUGAUAAUGGUCGUCACAAUGGACACAAUGGUACAGAAAGUAAUAACAACAGCAAUAAUAACACGCUUAGAAAUUCACAGACAUUAUCUGUUCCAGGAAAAUCUGGAAUAAGCAGUGCAAGUGGGACUGGUAGUUCAAUUGCUGGUUCAAAUACUCCUGGUACUAUCCCAUCACCUCCUGGGUCUGCUAUUCUUCCACUAAAUGAGACUCCUUUGAUGACCCCACCUGUGAACCUAAUGGGAUUGACAUCGUCUAUGUUUGAUGACAGCUAUGGCCAUGCUUCUAGUUCUGCUGGCCAACUAAGCACUAGCGGUUCCACAUCAGUUUCCAGCUAUGGCCCUCCUAGUGGGUCAGCCCGACCAUCUAAUUCGACUCUUUUAGCAGUACCAAAGAACGGCGAUAAUUAUGGUCUUGAGAGUCCUAACAUAGCUGUUACAACACCUACUACUGGAAAUAUCAAUCAUCCGUUGUUCCUUGCUAAAGGCCAUUUUGAUCAUUCUAAUAUUCCUGAGAUGGCCAAACCAAUAUAUGGAGAUGUCGACGAUUUAGCUGAAGACCCUAUGUCAUGGGUGCCAUUAUUUUCUAACAACAAUGAAAUGCCAGUUGUUAAGAGAGAAGAAGAGGAAGAAGAAUAUGGUCCUACAGACACUUUCAAGAACACCAGUAAUAUUAAAAGUGACAACAACCUAAGUACCGAUAACAACAACCGCAUCAGAAAUACCAGCAAUAGUCAUACUCUGAAUACACCCAACAGCAAUAAUGUCAAUAUCAAUGGUUCAAAUGAUUCUAACGUCUCGCAAACGAAUACAAAUGAAAUCCUUCGUUUCUUGCUUGCUCAACCAAAUAGUGACGUGGUUCCUCAGCUUCGUAAUGUAUUUGAACAUCCACAGUAUGAAGGACAACAACAACUACCAUUACACAACACAAACACAUACUCAGAAAUGCCCCUAAUAACGACGCGUCAUUCUGCACCAGAUGUUUUAUUGACGAGUGACCACCCAUCAUCAUCGUCGUCAUCGGUAGUUUCUGGUGUGAAAGCCAUUUCCAAAAAGGACCUUAAACGAAUUAAGAACACUAUUGCAGCACGAAACUCCAGGAAACGAAAAGCUGACAAGAUGUCUAAAUUAGAAGAUCGAGUGCAGGAACUAGAGACAGAGAAUACCAAAUUACGGGGCCAUAUUGGAGAUCUAGUCAAACUGUUGUCUCAGGAUAAGAACAACAACCAACCAAAUUAG